AUUCUCUGGUGAUGAACAGAGAGCAGAGGCUGAGUCGAGGAAGAUGAGCCGCAGGCUUGUGCUGUUGUCAAACACCACAGGAAAGCGAUCAUGCCACGGAACUAUAUUCGUAAAACAGACUGGGGAUCAGUGACCUAUGAGGAGCUGGAGAAAGCGUUCGUUGAAGUGAAGUGCGGGAAAUCCAUCAGAACAGUGGCAAAAGAAAGAAAGAUCGGCAGGUCCACCCUGCAGCGCUACAUGAAGAAGGCAGAGGAAAAAAGAGAGAAAACGGUCGGCUACAGAGGAACGGCUGAAGCCAGGAGGAUCUUAUCUGAGGAGUUAGAGGAGGAGCUUGCAGAACACAUCCGCAUGCUGGCGGAAGGCGUGCACGGCCUCACGCCAAAGAAAUGCAGAGAAAUCGCUUUUGAAUUUGCGCAGAAGAACAACAUUCCUGUCCCCAACAACUGGGGAGAGCAGAGGUUAGCAGGUCGAGACUGGCUCAGCAGCUUCAUAGCCCGCCACAAUCUCUACAGCCACAUAACUGAAGCUACAUCUUUGGGAAGCUACGGACAGAUCAUCAGUUUCAGUCUCAUCAACCAGGACGAAACCAAGAAAGAGGUCAAGGAGGAGCGUGAUGUUCCUGUCCCCAUUCAUCAGACUUCAGAGGAGGACAGAGACCGAGACCUGUUAGAUACUGACUUGUUUCUGACGUGAUGUUAUACGAUGAAGCACAACGUAAACAAAAAGACAUUUGAUGCUUGUUUCCUGUUAGUUUAGGAAUAUCUUUCACAAAAUAAGUACUGCAAACUGAUUUAAACUGAGGUCACACAUUAUUAAUCUAAAUUCUGUUCAUGCUGUUACUUAUAUAAAUCAUUCAUAAUCAUG
This is a messenger RNA of Cyprinus carpio (common carp), 864 nucleotides long. RefSeq lists its product as uncharacterized. The record is from RefSeq and is a predicted model, not a curated record. The coding region runs from base 91 to 693 and encodes 200 amino acids. NCBI's taxonomy places the organism in Eukaryota, Metazoa, Chordata, Actinopteri, Cypriniformes, Cyprinidae. The transcript is spliced from 4 exons.